Cavia porcellus (domestic guinea pig) is the source of this 1401-nucleotide messenger RNA. RefSeq names its product T cell receptor alpha chain MC.7.G5-like. NCBI's taxonomy places the organism in Eukaryota, Metazoa, Chordata, Mammalia, Rodentia, Caviidae. The record is from RefSeq and is a predicted model, not a curated record.
GGCAAUCCUCUAAAGAUGAAUACUUCUCCAGGCUUAGUGACUGUGAUAUUAAUAAUACUUGAAAAGACACAUGGAGACUCAGUGACACAGAUGGGAGGCCAAGUGACCCUCUCAGAACGGGCUUUUCUGACCAUAAACUGCACUUAAGGUAACAUCUCAACCUACGCUACUCUUUUCUGGUAUGUCCAAUACCCUGGACAAGGCCCACAGCUUCUCCUAAAAGCCGUGACAGCCAAUGAGCAGGGACGAAACAAGGGAUUUGAAGCCACAUAUGAUAAAGGAGCCAGUUCCUUCCACUUGGAGAAAGCCUCGGUGGAAGAGUCAGACUCGGCUGUGUACUACUGUGCUCUGAGUGACACAACUGGGAGCAGCUCCGGGAAGCUGGUGUUUGGGCACGGCACCAAGCUGACUGUCCACCCAUUCAUUGAAAACCCGGAACCUGCCGUGUACCAGCUGAGAGACCCGAAAUCCAGAAAUACCUCCGUCUGUCUGUUCACCGAUUUUGAUUCUAACGUCAAUCUGUCAGAAUCUGUGCUGCCUGGCGUGCCUCAUACUCAGCCAACUGUGCUGAACAUGAAGUCCCUGGAUUCCAAGAGCAAUGCUGCUGUGGCCUGGAGCAGUAAAUCUAAUUUUGAUUGUAGAAACACCUUUGGAGAUCCUACGUUUUACCCCAGCUCAGACUACCCCUGCAAUGCCACAUUGGUAGAAGAAAGCUUUGAAACAGAUAUGAACUUAAACCUUGAAAACCUGUCAGUGAUGGCCCUCCGAAUCCUCCUGCUGAAAGUGGCUGGAUUUAACCUGCUCAUGACGCUGCGGCUGUGGUCCAGCUGAGGUCGGAGCCACACCAGGCUGUGUUCUGCUGCUCCUUCCUCCCCUUCUUCAAGCAGCAGGGAGUGCUCCCAGCCCGCGGAGAAGGUUCCCAGCAUCGCUCUGGCCACCAAGUCCACGCUGAGUUUGAGACGAAGACUGCCGAAGAGCUGGCAAACACUGCUGCCUCCGCUCACCCCUUCCCUAACUCCUGCUUGUCACCAUUCAUAGCAAAGGUGCCACAGCCUCUCACGGCUGUGAAGAAAGCCCUCCCACUCCACAGAAACCACCUGUGCUGUCCAUGGGUGACCAGUCCCCAGCGGGGCCUCUAGCUCCUAGAAAAUGUUGUGACAAGUUUUUACUUUUUAAAUAGUAUUCAUAAAGAAAUACAGAUUAUUCUUUUUUGCAAGUUGUAGAACGCAAUUACCUCAUCCCAGUGGUGCAAACCUCUAGCAUGUGUGCCUCAAUGGGCUGUCUGUUAUCACUGAAAGCUCUAAAAGGCUCACCGUCGCUUGCGAGGCCCUCCCUGCUAUGCUGAAAUACAAUGUAUAUUAUUCUACAGCCCUGGCUUCAUUAAAAGUGAUCAAAAGAGCA